AUGGCAGCGCGAGUAAAUAUAUCCGCCCGGCUCGCAUGCCGCCAGACCGCCACACACAGCAGCGCAUCAUCAUGCCAUCGGCGGCCGCGCCUCUUUUCCACCUCCGGCGCUUCGGUCGAUAAGGUCACCGACGCCGACAUUGCCACAUUAGCCCGUCAGACGCAACAUCCGCUGAGUUUGGCCGAUCUCGUCAAACACGGCCGCCCUCCUCUCUCCGAACGCUCCCUCCUCUCGUCGGCCAACUUCACCCUCUCGCUCCUCCCGAUCCGCCUCGCCCACCGCAUCCAGGCGCUGCGCAACCUGCCCUUCAUCGUCGUCUCCAACCCCAACAUCUCGCGCAUCUACAACAACUACCUGCACUCGCUGUCCAUCCUCCUGCCGUACUGGAAGGCCGCCGUCGAGGGCCGCGCCAUCGCCACGCCCGACGACGAGGUGCGCUUCACCCACGUCCUCGCCGAGCUCGUCGCCACCCACACCGACACCAUCCCCAUCCUCGCCAAGGGCUUCCUCGAGUGCCGCCGCUACAUCUCCCCCGCCGAGGUCACCGCCUUCCUCGACAGCCACCUGCGCGCCCGCAUCGGCACCCGCCUCGUCGCCGAGCAGCACAUUGCCCUGCACUUUAGCAGCCAGGAGCACUUUGACCCCGACGCCAGCCCGACGCCCUGCCCGGACCACCCCUCGUACAUUGGCGUCAUCGACACGGCCCUCCGCCCGGCCCUCACCAUCGAGUCCUGCGCCGGCUUCGUCGCCGACAUCUGCGAGCUGCGCUACGGCGUCCGCCCCGAGCUCGUCGUCGACGGCGAGCCCGACACCACCACCCUCGCCUUUGUCCCCAUGCACCUCGAGUACAUUGUCACCGAGCUGCUCAAGAACGCCUUCCGCGCCACCGUCGAGAGCAAGACCCGCGAGCCCAUCGUCGUCACCAUCGCCCCCGAGCCCGCCUUCAAGCACCAGCCGCCCGAGACAAUCCCUAGCAUCCCCGCCGCCGAGCACGAGGCCGGCCGCUUCCGCAGCAGCGCCAUCCUGCCCCUCGACGACAACACCCCCGGCGUCACCAUCCGCAUCCGCGACCGCGGCGGCGGCAUACCCACCGACGUCCUCCCCGACAUAUGGUCCUACUCCUUCACCACCUUCUCCGACGACCAAGAGUACACCAGCCCCUCGGGCGGCGACGGCCUCUCGGCCAUUGCCACCGCCAGCAGCGGCGGCAGCUCCAUUGCCGGCCUGGGCUACGGGCUGCCGCUGAGCCGCGCCUACGCCGAGUACUUUGGCGGCGGCAUCGCCCUGCAGAGCCUCUACGGCUGGGGCACAGAUGUCUACUUGCGCCUCAAAGGUGUCGGCAAGAUUGACACAUAG
Akanthomyces muscarius is the source of this 1356-nucleotide messenger RNA. RefSeq lists its product as uncharacterized. NCBI's taxonomy places the organism in Eukaryota, Fungi, Ascomycota, Sordariomycetes, Hypocreales, Cordycipitaceae. Gene Ontology annotation, molecular function: pyruvate dehydrogenase (acetyl-transferring) kinase activity. Bases 1 to 1356 code for a protein of 451 amino acids. Gene Ontology annotation, biological process: regulation of glucose metabolic process; protein phosphorylation. Gene Ontology annotation, cellular component: mitochondrion. The transcript has 2 exons. The record is from RefSeq and is a predicted model, not a curated record.